Molecule: messenger RNA, 495 nt
Organism: Apodemus sylvaticus (European woodmouse)
Lineage: Eukaryota; Metazoa; Chordata; Mammalia; Rodentia; Muridae
Product: stefin-2-like
Exons: 3
Coding region: 142-435 (97 amino acids)
Cellular component (GO): cytosol
Molecular function (GO): cysteine-type endopeptidase inhibitor activity
Source: RefSeq, a predicted model, not a curated record
CUCACUUCCCCAUUCCCUCAGACCCUGUGGAGAUAAGACAUUAGAGGUGGAGUUUACAGAUACCUUUAAAACCCUGAGUCGCAGUGCUAGCAGGAUCAUUUCUUCUCAGCAUCCUGUCCAGCAAAGAAGCAACUCACCAGAAUGAUGCUCGGAGGUACUUCAGAGGCCAGACCUGCCACACCAGAAAUCCAGGAGAUCGCUGACAAGGUCAGACCACAGCUUGAAGAGAAAACCAAUGAGAAAUAUGGAAAAUUCGAAGCCGUUGAGUAUAAAACUCAAGUCGUCGCUGGCCUCAAUUACUUCAUUAAGAUUGAUGUAGGGAAUGGUUGUUACCUUCACGUAAGAGUCUUCAGUGGCCUUUCUGAAAAAGAUAAUUUUGAACUUCAUGGUUACCAGACUAACAAAAAGAGGAAUGAUGAGCUGAUCUACUUCUAAGUAGCAAGUUCUAAAGUGAUCUUAUUCUUCUCAUUGUAAAGAGAUGCAGCCAUCAAUAAA